Lactuca saligna is the source of this 474-nucleotide messenger RNA. NCBI's taxonomy places the organism in Eukaryota, Viridiplantae, Streptophyta, Magnoliopsida, Asterales, Asteraceae. The record is from the annotation of a GenBank genome assembly.
AUGGAAUGGUAUUAUAAGAGAACUUCAUGGUUGGGAUUGGAUGGUGAAGAAAAACAAUUGAUCUAUAAGUUGGUCAAUUUUCGCAUGAAAGAAGGCAAAAAGACAAGAGUUCGUGCUAUCUUCCAUGAAACCCUUCACAAGCUAGCUCGUACUGAUCGUGAUGCAAUCAAACUUAUAUCUGAAGCCCUGGAGAAUGUGAAACCCAUUUGCGAAGUAGCAAAAGUAAGAAUAGUUGGUAAUAUUUAUGAUGUCCCUAGGGUUGUAGCCAGGGAUAAACAACAAAAUUUAGUUGUUCAUUGGAUCCUUGAUGCAGCUAAAAAACGACGAACUAAGUAUAGCUCAAGAUUAGAGGAAUGUUUAUCUGCUAAGAUAAUGGAUGCUUAUAGGAAGAGGGGAAUUGCACGUAAGAAAAGAGAGGUUCUUUAUGCACUUGCUUCCACUAAUCGAAGCUAUGCCCAUUUCAGAUGGUGGUAA